Seminavis robusta is the source of this 2070-nucleotide messenger RNA. NCBI's taxonomy places the organism in Eukaryota, Bacillariophyta, Bacillariophyceae, Naviculales, Naviculaceae. The record is from the annotation of a GenBank genome assembly.
GCCUGGAAGGUGCAGCCGUGGGAUCCAUUCUCCAUAUCCUCCUCAUAAGAUAGAUCUACCAUAGUUACAUAGAUAGAUUUGAGCUAUUAUAGAGGGCUCUUGUUGUUGAACUACCAGACAACUAGACUCCCCUCAGUCAAAUACAUACAUCCAUCAAAGCAAGCAAGCAGUUUCUUCAAUCCUUUCCCAAAAACACAGAAUCCAAUCUAAACACGACGAAUCGAAUCUUCAUCUCGUUUUGUUCCUAUCGGUACAAAGAUGCCACACACUAGAGAAACCCGGCUGUUGGCCAUUUCGUGUCUGCUCAUCACCCAGAAUAUCAGUUUGGUGGCGGGAUUUCAAGCUCUCAGCUACCAUCACACAACAGCAACCAGAAAAAGAUCCAAUGCAUGGUUAAUGUUGUUGCAGGAGAGACCAACCAGCAUCUCCGAUGACGAAGCCACCGAGAAUGACAACAAACCUCUCUUUGUGAGUGACGAAACAAAACCCAAUGGUGACGCUACAGUAGAUCCCGUCGUCAAUGGCAGCGACAGUACUAGUAGUACCGACAGUGGUACUAGUAGUCCUGUCCAAGAACAACAACAAAAAGUAGAAGAAGAAUCUCUUGAAGAAACAAAGAAGAAACAACCGCCACCGAAACGAGGAUUGGGGUUAAUGUGGUGUGCCGAGUCGUUCUGUAAAGAUGCCGUACGAGAACGAGUGCGGGGAGAACACAAUCAAAUCAUUCUCGAUGGUCCCGCGACAGGACAAGUUGCCUAUUAUUGGAAACCACACGCGUCUUCGGCACAAGUCAAUGACAAUGACAACUCUUCGCCUUCCGAUCAAAGUAACAACAAUAUUCUCUCGGAACCAUCCAUAUUGUUACUGGUCAAACCCAACGACGACGGACUCAUUCAAGUGGCAUCCGAUGCCGUGCGACAACUCACCAAUGACUCCAACAACAAUAAGAUUCACGUUUCACUCGAUUCCAGUUUGGCGGGAAAACUCAAAUUCCGUUAUGGCGUCGACAAUUCUCGCAUUCACUUGUUUGAACCGGACGCCACGGAAGGAUUCGGUGGCAGUCAUGUCGACUAUGACGACACCAUCAUGAAAGAUUUUUCUGGUAUUACCCCGGAAGAAUCGCAACCCCCGUACGAUUUGAUUUGUACAUUGGGCGGCGAUGGACUCCUGAUGCAUGCCAGCAUGUUGUUUCAAGGCCCCGUCCCACCCGUCAUUUCCAUUGCCGGUGGGAGUUUGGGAUUUUUGACUCAAUUUUCACGCGAUGAAAUGGUCGAUGCCAUUCGGAUUGCACUGGGGCUGAGUAGUAAGGCGCUGGACGAUAGUAGUAGUUACUACAACAAGGAUCCCAACAAUGGUGGCGCCGAGUAUUAUUAUGGAGACGAUACGGCCUACGACAAUGUCUUUCCACCCAACAUGCCGUCGUAUCCGUAUGAACCGCUACUGCCUCCGAAACCACAACAACAAUUGCAAGGCAUGAAAGAACGACCGCGAUUUGCAUUUGGAUUGGGCGAUCGGAUUUGUCUUUCGAUUCGGAUGCGAUUGGAUUGUCGCAUCUUUAAUCCAGAAGGAGUCGUGCGGGCACGAUUCAAUGUAUUGAACGAAGUCGUCAUUGAUCGAGGAUCCAGUCCGUACUUGGCCGCAUUGGAAUGCUUUUGUGACGAUGUGCACUUGACGACCGUACAGGCGGAUGGUGUUAUUUUUGCGACACCCACUGGUUCCACGGCUUACAGCAUGGCCGCCGGUGGAUCCGUCGUGCACCCGGCGGUCCCCUGUAUCAUGGUGACACCCAUUUGUCCCCAUGUUUUGAGCUUUCGAUCCAUGAUUUUCCCCGAUCACGUCGUGUUGCGAUGCUACGUGCCCCAGGAUGCACGAGCCGAUGCUGCCGUGGCAUUUGAUGGACGAUAUCGACGAGAAUUGCAUCGAGGCGAUAGUUUGCAGAUACAAAUGAGCAAAUAUCCCGUGCCGACACUGAACCGUGCGGAUCAUUCCUCGGAUUGGUUGGGAAGUCUAAAACGAUCUUUCAAUUUCAAUAGUCGACCGCGGCAAAAACCAUUUGAAAUGAAUGAAUGA